AUGAAACCCACCUGUCGUCGAUGCUACAACUACGGGAAGCCGUGUCUUGGAUACACUGACCAAUUCGACUUUCGUCAUUCGUCGCAAAAGACCAAAUCUACACGAGCCCCAUCUACCUCAGCAAGCCCACCGGGACCUGAAGAGAACCAGGUGAUCGUAUCGCCAAAACAAUGCACACAAGCAGCACGUCCCAGGGUAGAUACCAAUGACCAACUUUCCGUCUCCAUCGUUCGACAACCGAGUGAAUCGUACGACAACGUGUCGCUAUUUUAUUUUAUCCGUCGCUUCGUGUCUCCCGACGAUACCGACGGCUUCCCUGGCCACUUCAGCUUCCUCCCCGACCUGUAUGACCAUUACAAACAUGGCAUGCUCGAAACAGCCACUCUCAGCGUAUCUCAAAUGGCGGCGUAUAACCAUCUCGGAGGCGAGGAACUUCGAACACAGUCUUUGAGGAAUUAUAUUAGCGCCAUUCGAAGCCUACAACAGAAUAUCAAGUCGGAUGACCAGGCGAUUGAUGACAGGGACAUCAGCGGAGAGGGCUUAGGCGAUGCCAGUGAGCACGCCCCGGGGCUUUUCUAUCUCUUGGAAAGGCGAGGGCCGGGGCAGAUCGGAACGAGAAGAGGGGCAGAGCUGUUUUUGCUUGCUCUUCUUCGACUACAAAUUUACUCCUUUUUGCGCGAGGACGACAACUAUAGUGACCCUGGUGCCAUAGCCACUGUGAUGGGCCUCUUCGACCCUCUUCUCCGAGCCUUAUCCAUGAUGUCGAGGACUCUAGCAAUACGCCAUCGUCUAGCAAAAUACAUCGAGGGCGAUACACGAGACAAUCAAGCGGGCAGCCCUUCCUCAGCUUUUCAAGGCAGCACAGAUCCAGACGAAGAGAACCUCUUGGUAAUGGAAUGCUUCGAAAUGCUCGACGACUUCUAUACCUGGGACGAAGAGGCCGCGUCAUACUGGCAAACUAAUUUUGAGGGCCGUGGUGUGCCGACAGCUCUGGGCAAAAUGGGAUCCGGAAGCACUUUUUAUGACGCCGAGACAGCGUGCAUCAUCAUCCUGGUCCGCUCUGCGCGUCUCAUCCUAUUGUUGACCGUGGUUCUAUAUCACAGCAAGCUCCAGUCGGCUGGCAAUACAGCAAAUGGCAGCUACGGGGCCUUCUGGGCAGAAUGUAUCCCAGUUCUCGAGGCUGACUUGGGGAAAACCAUUCAAGAUAUGCUUUGCAGUGUGCCAUAUGCUCUCGGUGACAUCGGUCCGGGUGGUAUGCCUACUACUAUGCCAUACGACGGGGCCGCUGCAAUGAUCAUUGUUCACUCCAUCAGACUGAUCUCGCACUGCGCAUAUGCAACGCCGGCCCAGCUUGAGAGGGCGGAUAUUAUUUUGAAGAGAAUGAACUCGGCAAUAGGAAUCAGGUCUGCGGUUGGAUGGAUGGAUAGGGGAGGCGAAGAGCAUCGAUGGGCGCGCGAGCAAGCUUUCCUUCGUCCACUGAUGGCCUCGCCCAGUCCGAGCUACUGUGAAGCAUUGGAUCAGUCUUCAGUGGCCCUUGAUAUGUUGUUUUAG
Messenger RNA from Clonostachys byssicola, 1551 nucleotides. The record is from the annotation of a GenBank genome assembly. NCBI's taxonomy places the organism in Eukaryota, Fungi, Ascomycota, Sordariomycetes, Hypocreales, Bionectriaceae.